AUGAUCGAUAACAUCUUGAUCUAUCUAUCUAUCUAUCUAUCUAUCUAUCUAUCUAUCUAUGUAUGUAUGUAUGUAUCUCAGCCUACACACAUCUAUCUAUCUAUCUAUCUAUCUAUCUAUCUAUCUAUCUAUCUAUCUAUCUCAGUCUGUUCAUAUCUAUCUAUCUAUCUAUCUAUCUAUCUAUCUAUCUAUCUAUCACAGUCUCUCCAUUAUCUAUCUAUCUAUCUAUCUAUCUAUCUAUCUAUCUAUCUAUCUAUGUUGUGCAUCGUCCUGACUGCUCUCAAUAUAUCUACGAAUGGUUGCUUAAAAGUUCUCCACUUAGGAAUCUAUCUAUCUAUCUAUCUAUCUAUCUAUCUCAGAUUUUUUCAGUCUGCCUGUCUGUCUUUUUCAUAUCUAUCUAUCUAUCUAUCUAUCUAUCUAUCUAUAUAUCUAUCUAUCUAUGUCCAAAUUUUUCUUUCUUUCUUUCCAUCCAUCCAUCUAUCCACCCAACCAUCUCUUGGUUUGUCUGUCUAUCUAUCUAUCUGUUUCAUAUCUAUCUAUUUCAGAAUUUUUCUGUCUGCCUGUCUUUUUCAUAUGUAUCUAUCUAUCUAUCUAUUUAUCUCCAAAUUUUUCUUUCUUUCUUUCUUUCUUUCUUUCUUUCUUUCCAUCCAUCCAUCCAUCCAUCCAUCCAUCCAUCCAUCCAUCCAUCCAUCUCUUGGUUUAUCUAUCUAUCUAUCUAUCUAUCUAUCCGUUUCAUAUCUAUCUAUUUCAGAAUUUUUCUGUCUUCCUGUCUGUCUUUUUCAUAUCUAUCUAUCUAUCUAUCUAUCUAUCUAUCUAUCUAUCUAUCUAUCUAUCUAUUGCAUUAUAUUCGUCCCUCGUAAUCAGCCGACCAUACGUCUCAUUCCCACGGAGGCGUUUCUUUGA
This is a messenger RNA of Acanthosepion pharaonis, 903 nucleotides long. The record is from the annotation of a GenBank genome assembly. Lineage: Eukaryota; Metazoa; Mollusca; Cephalopoda; Sepiida; Sepiidae.